Molecule: messenger RNA, 7970 nt
Organism: Gopherus flavomarginatus (Mexican gopher tortoise)
Lineage: Eukaryota; Metazoa; Chordata; Testudines; Testudinidae
Gene: PROX1
Product: prospero homeobox 1
Exons: 5
Coding region: 360-2576 (738 amino acids)
Biological process (GO): regulation of transcription by RNA polymerase II
Cellular component (GO): nucleus
Molecular function (GO): RNA polymerase II cis-regulatory region sequence-specific DNA binding; DNA-binding transcription factor activity, RNA polymerase II-specific
Source: RefSeq, a predicted model, not a curated record
UGCCUGCAGAAAUAAUAGACAAUUACAGCCAGGGAGAGGAGUGCGGCGCAAACGAGCUCUUCCCUCCCCCCUCCUCUCUCUCUCUCUCUCUCGCACUCACACACACUCUCUCUAUCUCUCUCUCCCCUGCAUACUCACCCAUUCUCUUUCUCACACACUCACUCACCCUCCCUUGUCCAAUUAUAAUAUUCAUCAUCAGCAGGCUAUCAGGCUCUCUCUCUCUCUGUUUUCCUCUCUCUUCCCACCGGCACAAAAAAAAAAAAUAGACUCACUUCCAUCGCUUUUGCACUGAGGUCCCAGGAUUCUUGAGCUGAGCCCAGCUGACAAGCUUUUGAAGAUGGCACAAUAACAGUCCAGUGAUGCCUGACCAUGACAGCACAGCCCUCUUAAGCAGGCAAACCAAGAGAAGAAGAGUUGAUAUUGGAGUGAAAAGGACGGUAGGGACAGCAUCUGCAUUUUUUGCAAAGGCAAGAGCAACAUUUUUUAGUGCCAUGAAUCCCCAAGGUUCAGAGCAGGAUGUUGAGUAUUCAGUGGUGCAGCAUGCAGAUGGGGAAAAGUCAAAUGUACUCCGCAAGCUGCUGAAGAGGGCGAACUCAUAUGAAGAUGCCAUGAUGCCUUUUCCAGGAGCAACCAUAAUUUCCCAGCUGUUGAAAAAUAACAUGAACAAAAAUGGUGGCACAGAGCCCAGUUUCCAAGCCAGCGGUCUCUCUAGUACAGGCUCAGAAGUACAUCAGGAGGAUGUAUGCAGCAACUCUUCAAGAGACAGCCCCCAAGAGUGUCUUUCCCCUUUUGGCAGGCCUGCUAUGAGCCAGUUUGAUAUGGAUCGGUUAUGUGAUGAGCACCUGAGAGCUAAGCGCGCCCGGGUUGAGAAUAUAAUUCGGGGUAUGAGCCAUUCCCCAAGUGUGGCAUUAAGGGGCAAUGAAAAUGAAAGAGAGAUGGCUCCACAAUCUGUAAGUCCCCGAGAAAGCUACAGAGAAAACAAACGCAAGCAAAAGCUGCCUCAACAGCAGCAACAGAGUUUCCAGCAGCUGGUUUCAGCUCGAAAAGAACAGAAGCGAGAGGAGCGCAGACAGCUGAAACAGCAGCUGGAGGACAUGCAGAAACAGCUGCGCCAGCUGCAGGAAAAGUUCUACCAAAUCUAUGACAGCACUGAUUCCGAAAAUGAUGAAGAUGGUAACCUGUCUGAAGACAGCAUGCGUUCAGAAAUCAUGGAUGCUAGAGCAAGGGAUUCUGUUGGCAGGUCAGAUAAUGAAAUGUGUGAGUUAGACCCAGGGCAGUUCAUUGAUCGUGCAAGAGCCCUAAUCAGGGAACAAGAAAUAGCUGAAAAUAAGCCUAAAAGAGAAGGUCCUAAGGAAAAAGAACACAGGCCAAACUCUUUCCAUCCAGAAGGCAAACAUUUGGCUGAGACCUUGAAACAGGAACUGAACACUGCCAUGUCACAAGUUGUGGACACAGUGGUUAAAGUUUUCUCAUCCAAGCCCUCUCGCCAGCUUCCUCAGGUCUUUCCACCUCUUCAAAUCCCUCAAGCAAGAUUUGCAGUUAAUGGGGAAAACCACAACUUCCAUACCACAAACCAGCGCCUGCAGUGCUUCGGUGAUGUCAUCAUUCCAAACCCACUAGAUACAUUCAGCAAUGUGCAGAUGCCUAAUUCCACAGACCAAACAGAAGCACUGCCCCUCGUAGUUCGCAAAAACUCAUCUGACCAAUCUGCAUCAGCCCCACCGCCUGGUGGCCAUCACGCUUCUCUGCAUCAAUCUCCACUCUCAACUACCACGGGCUUCACCACAUCUUCUUUCCGCCAUCCCUUUCCGCUUCCUCUCAUGGCAUACCCAUUUCAGAAUCCCUUAGGUGCUCCAUCUGCCUCCUUUCCAGGGAAAGAUAGAGCCUCCCCAGAAUCCUUAGACUUAACUAGGGAGACCACGAGUCUGAGGACCAAGAUGUCGUCGCACCAUAUGAACCACCAUCCUUGUUCACCAGCACACCCUCCUAGCACAGCUGAAGGUCUCUCUUUGUCUCUCAUAAAGUCUGAGUGUGGUGACCUACAAGAUAUGUCUGAAAUCUCACCUUACUCGGGAAGUGCAAUCUACAUGCAGGAAGGUCUGUCACCCAAUCACUUGAAAAAGGCCAAGCUCAUGUUCUUUUACACCCGGUACCCAAGUUCCAAUAUGCUGAAAACCUACUUCUCAGAUGUAAAGUUCAACAGAUGCAUUACCUCUCAGCUCAUCAAGUGGUUUAGCAAUUUCCGUGAGUUUUACUACAUUCAGAUGGAGAAGUAUGCGCGUCAGGCCAUCAACGAUGGGGUCACAAGUACUGAAGAGCUGUCUAUAACCAGAGACUGUGAGCUAUACAGGGCUCUGAACAUGCACUACAAUAAAGCAAAUGACUUUGAGGUUCCAGAGAGAUUCCUGGAAGUGGCUCAGAUCACGUUACGAGAGUUUUUCAAUGCCAUUAUCGCAGGCAAAGAUGUUGAUCCUUCCUGGAAGAAGGCCAUAUACAAGGUCAUCUGUAAGCUGGACAGUGAGGUCCCUGAGAUUUUCAAAUCCCCAAACUGCCUACAAGAGCUUCUUCAUGAGUAGAGAUUUCAAAAACUAUUUGUGAAUGUAUGAGAAGUAGCAGUCCCCUUUUGAUGCCCAAGUUGUGUGUGUCUUUAUUUUAAUUUCCUAUAUAGGUAUAUCAUAUACAUAUAUGUGUAUGAAAUCAGACUAUGGGGGCUUUAUUUUUUCCGGUCAGUUACAAGGGGGAAUAGUUAUUUUACUUCACCCUUCAGUUUACUUUUGCCCAAGACCCUUAACAUUUGGAGAAUAAAUGGGGUUAAUUUUCAGGGAGAAGAAUUUUGAAGUGUGUAAAAGCCUGUCUUAGCAAGUUAGGGCAUUAUGUUUAAAAAUGCUUUGUCAGAUUUAUUGCUUGCUGCAAAGUGGCAUUUUGUCUGAGUGAGACUCAUGUCACGGCACAAUAUUACAAACAAUGAAGUUUAUAUUAUGUUUAUACUGCUAAAGGUCUGAACUCUGUGAAGUUACUUCAUAAGCUUAGAGCAUUGUUUUAUUUUAUUUUACUCUGCUUUUUAACAAAUAAGGUAGAUUUUGUUGCAUAUUUUAAAAACUACAAACAUCCAUUUUAGGAUCUCACUCCAAAAAGUGAUACCCCAAAAAGGCAAACCCUAUUCUUCAAGCCUUCCAUUACAGGAAUAACAUGUACCCUUCCCCAGUAAUUAACAUGCCAGGUAAUUUUUUUUUAUUGAGGCAAAGCAAUUUUGCAGAAAACAGAUACUAUUCUUGCAGGGGGAAGCCAGUAAUUCAUGCACAAUAUUGUAUCAACCACACUAAUUUUAUAAUAAUGUCAGCUUACUAAACCGGAAGCAUUUCACUCUCCAUAAAGUAAAAACAAAACCUUUCAUCAUGCUAUAUUGCUGUGUGUUGGUCAUAUUUUAAUUGGCUCUUAGCUCUUAAAAUUUAUUCUUUGCUCAGUUUUUUUUCCAGGCAUAAAAAGAUUGCUGCCUAUAUUUGAUAGUUAGUAUUUUGCCCUGAAAAGCAAUUUUUUGAAUUACUUUUAUAUAGCAAAAGAAAGCAUUUUAGCCCAAAAGCUCUGAGGCAAAAAGACCCUUUGUUUGUAGCUGUAAAAUAUAAUCAAUCUUUACCUAGUCACAAGCAUUAAAAAAACAUUUUUAUAAAAAUCCAGUAAACCAUACACAAAAUUUACAGCAAAGUUAAGCCGGCCAACUUUAAUUUUUGCAUUACUGUUAAAUGCAUCAUCAGAACCAAAUCUGUCUGAUCAGAGUGCCACACUUGCGUUCUAAAGCGAAAGACGGUGUUGACCAAAAUAUGAGUACAGUGUAAAGUAUAUGAAAGUUUUGGAUUCAUCUGAAUGAUGUGCCACAAAAUAUGUGAACAUGAUGCAAGAAAGCUAGCUGCUAGUUUUUAUGCUUUCUUCAGUGGUUCUCCUUUUUAUUUUCACAUUUUCAAAAAGAUAUAGUGUCCAAUAGUUUGGGUUUGGUUUUUUUGUUAUUUUUUUAAAUAUUCUAUGGCACUAUGUAUUUGUUAUUUUCUCUGUCAUCUUUUGCACAGAUGCAGUAAGAAUUUAUUGUUAUUUUGAAUUGUAUUUUCCCCUUAGGUAAUUUGAUACAAAUCUAGAGAAAGUUACAGAAUAGCCAAUAAUAUUUAGACCAUCUAGGACAUCAAUAUUUUAUGUCUUUAACUUUAUUUUAAAAUUGCAUUUUGACUUUGGAGAGUGAAAGUUUACCCAUGUGACUAAAGAGCUGACCUGAUCAUUGCAAUUUCACUUCAUUUACAAAUACUGCUGAUAGACAGAAAUGUAUGAAAGCAAUUAUUGUCAGCACAAAGCCUUAAAAACCUGCUGACUUCAAAUUAAACAGCACAAUCCUGCGAUGCCCUGUCAUUAUUUUCAAGUACUGGCAGUAUCUGUGGAGUAUAGGCAAUGCAGACAAUAGCAUGGGAUGAAGUGCCAACAUUUUCACUAUGCAUUAAAAGCAAAACAAAUCUUCUUGAUCUUAAACUCCCUGUGAGUACCUAAUACUGUAGGCAUCCAUAGAGUAGACAGCAUGCGUCAUUCUUUUAUUUUGUGAAUGAUUUGGUAACUAUUACACUUCGGAAAGAUGUAAAUCCAAUCAAUUCCAAGUAAGAAAGAAGGAAAAUUGUGUUCAUGCACCUUUUUUUUUUUCUUUUUUAUUGUUAUGGGAGGAAGGGGCAUAAAAUGCUCAAGUUCUAAUACGAUUUGUUCUUCACUGGCAACCCAUCAAAUACAAAAUAUAAUACUGCAUUGCCUCCUUGGACAUCAUAAAGUAAAGCCAUACUUUAGUCAUACUACAUGGACACAUUACUAGAUACCAUCUUGAUCUGUGAUAUAACCAUUACUUUUAUUAUAUUAUAUUCUUAUUCUUAUUAUUAUAUUAUUUGGCUGCAAUGUGAUUCAAAUAAUUUAAAUAAGUGAAACUGUGUACUCAACACUAGAUGUUGUUGCAUUUAUUUAUUUAUUUAUAAAUAGCAUAAUCUCAAUAGUAAAUGAGGCAUAGGAAUUAAGAGUAGAAAUUUAAUUUUAAAGAGAAAAAAAAUCAGUUUUUGACCUGGAAAAAAAAAUUGGAUCAUUGCAGUUAUGGUGAUUUUACUGCAUUAUAGCCAUAUUGCCUUUGUGCCUCCCAAUGCAUUUAAAAAUAUAAAUAUACGGCAUAACUCUUACUAAAUUGUAAAUAGAAAUCACAAUCUUUCAAACAAUCUCAAUACUGUUUACUUAAAAACAAUGGCUAAAAGGCAGGAGGCUACUUUUAUUGUAAUGAAAAAAGUUUACGUAGGGAAAGAAUUUAAAAAUCCAUGUGGAAAUCCCUUGUUGCCGUUCAUUUACUGCUAAUUCAGAUUUAUUUCUGCAUAUAAACUUGAGGUUGUAGUCUGUGCCUAGACCUUAAAUGCACCAGCGGAAGGAUUAAAAAAAUCCUUCAAAAUACCAGUUUUUUCCCCACAAGUACAAUUGUUCUUGUGCCUUCUGUGGCUUACAAUUUUCAUCUUUUAAACAUUUUUUUUUCAAUUACUACAGCUGCAAUAAACACUAGAUUUUUUUUUCCGGCUGUUUGACAUAAUGUUGAUAGCUAUGCAUAUUUUGUGUCUUUUUAAAAAAUUUAAAAAAACAAACAAAACAAAGCAGGAGAAUACGUUUUUGAAGAAGAGAAUUUUUAGAACAGUUUGAUAAUGCAAAUUAUUUUUUUCUCAAUUGUUUGAGCAGCAUUCAAGUUUUGAAAAUUCUUGUAGAAGCCAAUUUUUUGUAACUGUGGUGCAAAUCUUGUGUUUUCUUAGCAUAUUGAAAAGUAGUAUAGAAGCAAUAUUUCAUACGCAAUAUCUAUGUGUAUACAUAUACACACACAUAUACAUACAUGUAGACAUUACAUAGAUAUGUUUUUAUGUAUAUACACACAUAAAAUAUGCGUAUGAAGUGAAAAGCUUACCUUUUUCCUAUCUAGAUUAAAAACCUAUUUUAGACAUUUGUUAUGUUUUGUGAGAAGAAUGUUCUAUUUGAAAUUACAAAACAUUUAAUUCUUACUGUAUCUCUGGUUGUUUAAUGGGAACGUUUCACACUAAAUGGUAAACAUGUGGAAGAUGUUAGAAUGUAGUAAUUAUUUAAGGAAGUGUUCACCCAUGUAUUCCUGAGGUUUGCUUUGUGCCUCUGAGUAUUAUUUAAUUAAAAGUGUUCUAAGUUUGCAGAAUCUUUGUUACUGUACCAGGUAUGUGGGUGAACAUCGAAAACUGAGGGGAACUUUUAUAAAGCAAUGUAAAUAUUCAGUCUUAUGGUUGUUCUUACAUAAAGAUAUAAGAUUUUAAUAACUACAUUCUGAAAACAUCUGCUGAAAUUUAUAAGAAACACUACAGUAACUGUAUAAAUAGUUGAAAGCAUUCUUGAAAAUCCAGCUCUCUACUUUUAAAUGAUAAGUCUCUUUCAUCAGAUGUCAAGGGCAUAGGUGAUACAGUUUCUGUACAAUUACACAAUUUUUUUCUGUGUACGUGACGUCAUUUAAUAGCAAAAUAUUUUUUCCACAGGUUAAUAUUAACUAAGAAAUAAGGGUGAAGAUUUUGUGGCUUUAAAGAUAGGAUUUUCACCAGCAGCAUUGAAAGAUAUAUAUAGAGAGAAAAAAAUGGAAAGUGGUUUACAAAACCCCCAAAAUGAGCACUGUACAUGAGAAGUGAAAGCAAAAACUAUAUUUGCCAUGUGUAUUAUAUAGAAAUCAUUGGUGUUAAUAGUGCAAAUGUUUCCUUCUGGUACCAACUAUGUGUUUGAAAAUUCCAAUAAGCAUUGUUUUCAAAAAGCUCCCCUUAAGGAAUGUAACUGGUUUAUAUGAGUAAGCAGUUACUGUAUUGCACUUAAAUGUUCUGUUGAAGGAAAUGCAAUUUUGUUUUCUGUAGAACUGUUGGUUGUAAACCAUCUAUAAACUGAAGCUGAAAAUGCUCAUAUUUAGAGCUGGGAUGAAAACUGGUGUUUAACCUUUGCAUCUUCUUAGGAAUAUCGUUUUUAAUGUAUGAAAGGUUGUGGCAUUGUGACUUUUUAGUCUCUUCAUAUGAGCCACGAUCACCUCUCUCCCCUAAGCAGCCACCUUCAAAAAUGCACAAUUGUACUAGGAUACAUAGAAGCAAAUCUAGAAGAAACAACAAGCUUAUAUUUUACCUAAAACCUAUCCUUGCUGCAAAGUUUAAAAUGCAUUAAAGUACUGCUCAAGUGGGGAAAAAACUCAACAACAAAUACUAUAACAAGAAUUUGUUAUUUUCAUGUAAUAUGAAAUCAGGAAUCAGAAAAAUGCAUCUCAAGUUGGUUUUACUGCUGCCCAGAAGAGUCAAAGGUUAAGGUUUAAACUGAUAUUGUCCCAGCCAUUACUCAUAUGUAUAUAGUUACAAAAGUGACAAAACACUGCCUUUAUAUUAUUUAGCAAUAUGUUGUAAAUAGCAUUAUUAAGCUCUUUUUUGUAAUAAAGACCCUUUAAUUUGAAGAUAGAAGAAUAACUGAACCGAUAAAGUCAAUUUUUGAUUUUUUUUUAUUUUAUUUUUUAGCUAGAGGCAAUUUCAACUGUGGAUUUUUUGUUGUUGUUGUCUAUUGUUCUGAAGACUUUGCAUAAUUUAUUGGUUUAAUUUAUCCUAAUUUAUUUGAUGAAGGUGUACAAUUUUGUAUUACCAAGGAUGUACUGUAAUAUUAAUUGAUGAUAUGAUAAAAACAAUAAGACUCCCCUGUCCAUAUAGAAAAAAAAGUGCAGUAGACAAUUGAUUGAAAAAAAGUUACAAUUCUAGCUUGGCAGCUACUAAAUUAAAAAGAAAAGAAACAGGAAAAAAAAUUAGGGGGGAGGGGGAUUUUAUUUUGUGUGUUUUAAGCUUUUGUAUACUCUCCAGACUUUUACCUUUUUGCUUUGUACCACUUAAAGGAUACAGUAGUUCAAUUGCCUUGUGUGCCUUCCAUCUUCUCUAAACUGAAUGUAUGUGCAGUAUAUA